AAGAAGACGAAGAAAAAGAAGAAGAGGAGUUAGCAUCUGUAUCCGGGCUGUUUGUUUGAGGUAGCCCUGGCACUUAGCUAGCGACCUAGUUUACUUAUAAAUAAAUGUAAUUCCGCCGGUAACGUGAUAAAGAAGAGAGGGCGGCGGAUGUCACGUUAGUGGCAGUGAACGUUUUGGAUGACAUCGUAGGAGAAACCAUGCCCCUGGAGACCGCAGCAGUUGGAGAUUAACGCGCUUGACCGAGAGGUUGCUGCCACCGCUGUUGUCAUGGGAACGACGACGAGCGAGCCAUGCAUCUACGACAAACUGUCCGAGAGCAUCGACAUCCUCCGGCAGUCGGGCUACCGCUACGGCAUGUCGGAGAGGGAGAUCGAGAGGUUCAUCAAGCAGGUUCUGGAGACCAACGAGCCCAGAAGAGAGCCGGCCCAGUUCCCCAUCCUGAGGGCCACCAUAAAGUUUGUGAUGGCGGUGGGCUUCCUGCUGAUGCUGGUGGUGCUGGCCUUCACGUACCCUCAGAGCGGCCCCCAGCUGGGUCUGGUCCACCUGGGCUGUUACAACUGGUCGUCCCCGCUCAGCCACGUCCGCCUGUUGUCUCUGCCCAUCGCCAAGAAGUACAACCUGCAAGGUUUCCAUGAGUGGUGGAGUGCCGGCUCCCUCAGGCAGAAUCUGGUCAACUGUUCAGGAUGUGCAGACAUCUCCUCAGUGCUGGAGAUCCCGCAGAGCCUCAGAGGGAAGGUGACUCUGCGACGAGGGCCGCAGCUCGUCCUGCUAAAGGGUGGGGAUACUCUCAGUGUGCAGCGGCAGCAGCUCGAGGAGCUCUACUUGGCCCAUUCAGGCUCCAUGUCCAUUCUGCUGGAGGAGGACGAUGGUCUGCCGAACCACAACGCGGGCCUCCCCCAAGGACCCGCCAACUUCACUUUGCUUUGGAGGUUCAGCUCUGGGACCAGAGAGAAGGUGCUGAGGUGGCUCUUCCCAAAGGCAGAGCUCUGCCCCCUGCUGGACAGCGCUGGUACCAUCGUGCAGCGCUGCAUGGUCACACACAGCACCAACUCCCAGAGUAAAGGUGUGGAUGUGUUUGGAUGGCUCGUGGUGGGCGAGGGGCUUCCAACGGUCCGAGUUCUGCCCGUGCAGCGCUGCCAGAAACACUGCAGCUCCUUCAACCUGUGGCUGACCCCCGGAGACAUGGGUAGCAACUGCUUUAGCAGUCCUUCAUUUAAAAUAGUUCAACCUCACAAGAACACAACCUCACUAUGUGCAACUUACGGGCUUCUUUGCUCCGAUUGGAACAAAUACCUUCGUAAAAAACACAUGAAUAUAUGAAUAAAUGUAAUUAUUGUCUUGUAGGACCUUAGUUUUUAAUGGCGCUGCAUGGGAAUUUCUUUUCUCAUUAUUAACUUUGCACACUUUGUCUACAAAUUAUUCAGGAUAUUUUUAGUGAAUUAACACUUUUUGAUAAUUCAUUGAAUUUCUUGCUAUAGAAUACAUUAUCAAAUUAUUAAAUAGAUGUAUUGAAAAUUUCCAUUGGACUGCCAAAGCAAACAUUAACAACUUUUAUACAAUUUAUCCUCACCACCCAAUGGAAUAAAUGGGUAAAUACAUUCACUUUGGGAUAGAGAAGUUUGAUUGACAGCAGGCAGAGCGCCUCCUCGCAGUCUGACCUCGAGUUGAUGCUCCUUCUCUCUGGCCUC
Messenger RNA from Pungitius pungitius (ninespine stickleback), 1688 nucleotides. RefSeq names its product chromosome 8 C6orf89 homolog (gene c8h6orf89). Bases 268 to 1320 code for a protein of 350 amino acids. NCBI's taxonomy places the organism in Eukaryota, Metazoa, Chordata, Actinopteri, Perciformes, Gasterosteidae. Gene Ontology annotation, cellular component: nucleolus; Golgi membrane. The transcript has 7 exons. The record is from RefSeq and is a predicted model, not a curated record.